GCUUCUGGUUGGUACAAUGCGUUGCCACCCCUCUUAAUUAUUGGUCGAUAUUAAAACCCGAGGAGCCCCGAUACAAUCCUCGGCUAAAUUCGUUUCGACGCCGUGUAGCACCUAGCCGUAGGUAUAUUAUUGUGUGGCUUGCUUUCCUCUGCAUCGCGGGAGAAAAUUCACUGACUUCAAGAAAAUGGCAGACAUCAGCAAGGAAGAACUUGAAAAAGAGAUCGCAAAGAUCCUUGAAAAUGCGAACCUGGCCAACACAUCGUCCAAGAAGGUCCGCCAGAAGCUGGAGAAGAGCUUCGACUGUGACCUGAGCGAGAAGAGGAAGCUGAUUGAUCAGCUGGUCAUGGACUAUGUUAAUAGCAAGGAAGAUGACGGCUCCGCGGAGGAAGAGGAGGAGGAAGAAGAAGAGGAAAAGAAACCCGCAAAGCGAGCACCACCCAAGGCCAAGAAACGCAAGGAGACCUCUGAAGAUGAUGACGGCUCCGGCAGCGACUCUGAUGAGAAACCAGCGCCAAAGAAGAAGGGCCGCAAGAAGAAGGGAUCCGAUGAUGAUGAUGACUGGGGCAAGAAGAAAGAGAAGGCGCCUAAGGCUAAGAAGGCCGGAGGUCGCGGUAAAGGCGGCGGUUACACCCGCGCCUACAAACUGUCCCCAGCGCUCGCUGAUCUGAUGGGGGAAGAUGAAAUGCCACGACAUGAAGUAGUGAAACGGGUCUGGGCCAUGAUCAAGGAGAAGAAUCUGUAUGACCCUAAUAAUAAGCAGUUCGCCAUCUGCGAUGACGCUUUGUACAAGGUAAUCGGAACGAAACGCUUCAGAACUUUUGGUAUGAUGAAAUAUUUGAAGACGCACUUCUUGGAUGAGUAAUGUAAGUUAACUAAGUGUAUCUAUUAAGGAUAACUCAUCAACAAUUUUCAACCUUUUCACUCUGUCGAGUGAUAAAAUUCAGAAUCAUUUAUGUCCCUAUAACGAAUGUAAAAAUAAAAUGUGACGUCUCACGGGUAAAGGAACCUUGUGGCUGUUGGCGCUUACGCUAUUAUUGACGUCACUCCAAUAUUAUUGCGGGGCUAUGCGACGUAAGCGCUAGCCGCCAUAAGGUACCUUUUGCCGUGGAACGUCACAAAGGCCAGUAUCCUUCACUAAUUAUAAACUUGCAUUGGAGUUUUCACUCAUACAGUCAAAAAUAAUACGCAUACGACGCUUCCAAAAUGAUCUGCACAAACUCUAUUUUUCCAAAGAUUGAGGCUUGUGCAGAUAUUUUUGAUCGUGUCUACUGAUGACUAUUUAAGUUUUUUUUUUUUAAAUGAACGAGUGUGUUGUUCCUUGUUGGCAAAAAAUAUUCCUAAAAAUGCCAUUAAGUCAUUUAGUUUUUUAUGCAUUUAUCAUGUAAUUUGAUAAAUAUAAUGUCGCGUUUACAAUGAUCCAAAAAUCAAUAACAUUUGCGUAUCAAUGUGACGCGCCUUUAGAUUUAUUUGACAUUUGCCAAAUGUCAUUGUUGCUUGUGUUUAACUUUUUGACAGCUAAGUUUAAUUCUAAUUAUAAGUUAAUCCAUUAAAGAAAUUACAGACGUAAAAUCAUUGUUGUGAAUUUGUUUCAAAUAGGAAAAUUAUAGUUUGUGCCAUUGACGAAGACGCGCCCCACUAUUUCUUGAUUGAAAGGAGGGGAUUGGUUUUUGGCAAGAGCGGUUAGCUGUAAAGAGCAUACAGUAUGUGUCUGACCUUGGGUUUUUAAUUCCAGGACUUGAUUUUACUCGCUAAACUGAGCUACUUUUACUAUGGGACCAACUCUAAAAUCGGGGAAAAUUUUUUGGCGUUUCCAUAGAAAACGUCGACAUCUGAUCAGACAAAAUGUAUGAAAACGUAAAAAUUUUUUUCGGGAUUUCGGGGUUGGUGCCAUAAUAAAAGUAGCUCAGUUUAGCGAAUAGAAUCGAGCCCUGGAUUUAAAGCCCGAUGGUCAGUAACACCCUGUAUAAUCACUACGUUCUCUCUAUUUUCAACUCCUUCCGCUUAUAAUAUUAGUUGUAUUGUUGAGCAAUACACUUUUUGAUGGUCGCGACACUCGUGACAUCUAGUGUCAAGUAGCGGUACUGAUAAAUCCGCUACUACCCACUCACAUGAUUCAUAUAAGGGUGACCGCUUGCAACUAUAGUUGCAUAAAGCAGUGUUUUUCAAACUGUGGGUUUGAUUGCAAGGUUGCAGGCAUGUCAAGGGUAUUGGCGGUCCAGUGUUAUAUGUAGCUUUCCCUUUGGCUGCAGUUACUGCCCUCUGGUGGCAUUUUCCAGAGUUAGGCAAGCUCUAGGUUAAGGUGCCAAUGUUUCUACCUCAAAAGGAAGGACAAACAGACAAAGAUUUUUACCUGUCUAGAGGCUACACGUACAAUGAUGAAGGUGUCGUAGAAAUGCAUCCUCGGGAACUCUAAUACUGUACCACUUUGUUGGCAAAGAAGAUAGUAAGACAAGCAGACCUACUAGUAUCUAGUAAUCAGUUUAUCAGUUCCGCAACUUGACGCUAGAUGUCGCCUACGAAAAUAAGCAGCGUUUUGGUUGCAAGCAUGUCAAAGGGAUUGGUCCAGUGUUAUUAGCUGCUUUCCCUUUGGCUGCAGUUACUGCCCUCUGGUGGCAGUUUCCAGAGUUUGGUAAGCUCUUAGAAGCCUACUUCCAUAGGUUAUGCCCAUACUUUGUGCCAAUGCUCCUAUCUGUAAAGGUGGGACAAAUAGAGAAAUAUGUCUACCUAUCUAGAGGCUACACAUACAUUGAUGAAGGUGUCGUAGAAAAGCAAGAUACAUUUUUAAAGAGAAUGUCUGGCAUAUGGCAUAAUACUGUACCGCUUUGUUGGCAAAGAAGAUAGUAAGAUCAGUUUAUCAGUCCCGCAACUUGACGCUAGAUGUCGCCUACGAAAAUAAGCAGCGUUUUGGUUGCAAGCAUGUCAAGGGGAUUGGCGGUGUUAUUUGUAGCUUUCCCUUUGGCUGCAGUUACUGCCCUCAGGUGGCAGUUUCCAGAGUUUGGCAAGCUCUUAGAAGCUUACUUCCAUAGGUUAUGCCCAUACUUGGUGCCAAUGUUUCUACCUAAAAAGGAAGGACAAACAGACAAAGAUUUUUACCUGUCUAGAGGCUACACAUACAAUGAUGAAGGUGUCGUAGAAAAGCAAGAUACAUUUUUAAAGAGAAUGUUCUGUUAAGCAAUUUGGAUUGCUGAAACACCUGGAUUCGCGAAUGAUCCAAAUCCUCAUGUCCCACAAUUUGGUUGGCAAUGGCUGGAUCUUUGUCAACCUGAACCAGACAUAAGUGCAACAUUAAUUCAUGAUUUGUUCAACAUUUGUGGCGCUGAAUUUCAUAAGUUAUAUGGGAAGCAAUUUUUUAAAGUAAUAAGACUGAUAAGCUCGGAAUAUUUUGCCAAACUGGAGAAUAUAGAUGAAGGAGGCCCAAAGACCACACAUGCAAUGAUGAAGGGGUAGUAGAAGAGCAAGAUGCUUUUUUAAAAAUAAUGUCUGGAAUAUUUAAUAUACUUUCAAGUAAUAUCUAUAUUAUCUAUCACGUAUUGAUUCAAGCGUAUUCGUGAAUGGCACAAAGUAUAAUAUUACUCGAUUAUGUAAUGAUUGAUGAUUACAUCUUCAGGUCUAAGAUGUAAAAAAAAACUAAAUUUUAGAUUUGGCUAAGAAAUUGCUGUGAUAUCUUUUAAUGGAUUUUAUUGUAAAAUUUAAAUAGAUUUAAGACAGCAAUUCUAGGCUACAUCUGUAUGAAAUAUGCAUUUAAUUCUACAUUGACAUAAACUUUAAAGAAUAACAGACAUUUUCUAAUGUAUAUAUUCAUGAAUUUGAAAAAAAUGGCAUUAAUUGAUGUCUAGAAAUUAUCUAAGAUCUUAUGUAAAAAUAAAAUGUAUGUUACGUCAUUGAGAACAUGGUUCAAAAUUGUAUGGCAGAAAAUCGUAGACUAAGAUUAUGCCCUUACGUUCUUGUAAGACUAAAAUGGUCUUUAUUUGCCUAUAUGACCCGAUAUUUUACAUUAAUACAGUACAUAGUAAUUAUGUACAAAACGGUGGCAACCGAAAAGGUUACAAAUUCAUAAAUGAAAUAAGUUUCUCGCAGUAAAAACCUUAUUGAAAAUAAACCUUAUUGUAAUUGGACUAAGGUCUACUGUCGUUUAAAAUAGAGCAAGAACGAGCCCUUAUUGAUAAAAAUAUGGGGACGCUAAAAAUUUCUCCUAAAUAUAAAUAAUAUAAUGUGUAUAUGUUACUGCAUUUACAAUUUGUUAGACCAAGACAAGUCUGCAAGGAUUUUGUUCGUUGCAGACUUGUCUUGGUCUAACUGUAAAGGGCCUAAAGUGUUGCCACACUUAAAAUAAGUACCUAUUUUUAGAACAUCAUUAGUGUUAAAUUAAAAUCAGAGAUGAAUAAAUAACAGACUGUUCCUCUAAAAUUGGACGUAGUUUAGCGUAAAAGAUCCAUCCUCUAAAAUUUGUCAUUUAAAUGAAUGACUUGUCCGUUUGACAGAAAGUGCAAAUUUUACUAACAGAUUUUUGUGGAUUGGAUCUUUUACCCUAAACUACGUCCAAUUGUGCGUUCCUCAAAUCAAAAUGUUUUCGUAGUACAUCGUUUUCACUUUCGCUUACUAUAUAGUUUGGCAAGCCAUUGGCCGCCAAGCCGUCAGUAGAAAAAGGCGGCAAAUUUAAAAAUGUACACAAAAUUUGAAUAUGGCGCCUUUUUCUACUGACAAAGUGGUUUGCCAGAGUUUAUUUCAAUGACAAUGUUUAGCCUCCUCCACACUCACUCACGAGUGUGGAGCGGGCUUUACGGUAGAAGUGAAGAGGACUGUCAUUCUGUAUUAUUUAUCGGUCUCUGGUAAAUAUAAUGUAAUGAAUUUCAAGCCAGUUGCAAACAGGUUUGUAAAUCUAGUUCGCUAGAUAGAGUAUACAUUUAUGGUCCUUUUGGGACGAGUUUUACCGAAAUAAAGUCUAUAAAGUAA
Molecule: messenger RNA, 4953 nt
Organism: Cydia fagiglandana
Lineage: Eukaryota; Metazoa; Arthropoda; Insecta; Lepidoptera; Tortricidae
Gene: Non2
Exons: 6
Coding region: 185-862 (225 amino acids)
Cellular component (GO): nucleus
Source: RefSeq, a predicted model, not a curated record